CUUCUCUGCCUUCCAGCACCGGCCCCGGCGAUGCCGUUUGGCUGCGUCACCCUGGGAGACAAGAAGGAUUACAACCAGCCAUCCGAGGUGACGGACAGAUAUGACCUGGGACAGGUCAUCAAAACGUGGGUGAAGCACCCCAAUAUCCUGCAGCUGGUGGAUGUGUACGUCACCCGCAAGGAGUACUUCAUCUUCCUAGAGCUGGCCACAGGCCGGGAGGUGUUCGACUGGAUCCUGGACCAGGGUUAUUACUCGGAGCGGGACACCAGCAAUGUCAUCCGCCAGGUGCUGGAGGCCGUCGCUUACCUGCAUUCGCUCAAGAUUGUGCACAGGAACCUCAAGCUGGAGAACCUGGUGUAUUACAACCGCCUGAAGAACUCCAAGAUAGUGAUCAGCGACUUCCACCUGGCCAAGCUAGAGAACGGCCUCAUCAAGGAGCCCUGCGGCACCCCAGAGUAUCUCGCGCUGGGCCCGGCUGGCUGUGCUCACCGCUCUUGCCCAGCCAGGCUGUCAGGGAACCCGCCCUUUUACGAGGAGGUGGAGGAGGACGACUACGAGAACCACGACAAGAACCUGUUCCGCAAGAUCCUGGCCGGCGACUACGAAUUUGACCCCCCUUACUGGGAUGACAUCUCGCAGGCGGCCAAGGAGCUGGUGACCCGCCUGAUGGAGGUGGACCAGGACCAGAGGAUCGCAGCCGAAGAAGCCAUCUCCCACGAGUGGAUUUCUGGCAACGCCGCCUCAGAUAAGAACAUCAAGGAGGGCGUGUGUGCUCAGAUCGAGAAGAACUUUGCCAGGGCCAAGUGGAAGGAGCGGUUUGAGGCCGGCUGUAGCAGGCUGUCAGUGGUCGUGACGUAA
Molecule: messenger RNA, 858 nt
Organism: Pelodiscus sinensis (Chinese soft-shelled turtle)
Lineage: Eukaryota; Metazoa; Chordata; Testudines; Trionychidae
Source: RefSeq, a predicted model, not a curated record